AUGGAGAUCAGUGGACUCCCACUAGAACUGUGGCGCUUAAUAUUGUCCUACUUGCGUCUUCCUGACCUUGGCCGCUGCAGUUUGGUGUGCAGAGCAUGGUACGAACUCAUCCUCAGCCUGGACAACACACGUUGGAGACAGCUGUGCCUUGGUUGCAUUGAAUGCCGGCAUCCAAACUGGCCUAACCAGCCUGGCGUGGAGCCUUGGUCAUGGAGAGAAGCUUUGAAGCAGCAUUAUCUCUCUUCUAAAACCUGGACCAAAAACAGCCACGAUCUGGAUUCCUCCAACUGCUUCUACUUAUUCAGGAGGAAGAAGGACAGGCGGGUUCUUUGUGUUGGGCCUGGCUGUGAGUUUGACAACCUAAGGAGUGCCUUGCUCUCAGCCAGCAUGUAUGACCGGAUUGUCCUGCUUCCAGGAAUGUAUGAGGAACAGAGUGAAAUCUUUCUCAAGGCUCCUGUGGAAAUCAUGGGAAAGGGCAAGCUCGGGGAUGUGGCUCUUCUAGUGAGCUUUGACCAGCACUGUCCAACAAUGAGGUUAUGCAAUUUGGUCUUUAUGCCAGCCUGGUUCACACCAGUAAUAUAUAAGACAACCUCAGGCCACGUCCAGUUUGACAACUGCAAUUUUGAAAACAGUCAGCUGCAGAUUCAUGCUCCUGGGACCUGCCAGGUUAAAUUCUGCACUUUCAAUCAGUCCAGCAUUCAUUUCCAUAGCGUGGCUAUCUGUCUCCUGGAAAACUGCGAAUUUGUUGGCAGUGAAAAUACUUCGGUGACAGUGGAAGGAAGUCCAUCUUUGGAUAGGAACUGGGCCUGCAAGCACUUGACCAUGUUGGCGAAAUCUCGCUCUGUCUUGCUGCAGUCAUCUGAGCCCUCCCGUUGCAAUAUAUCAAAAUUUGAGAGCCAGGGAACUCAUCCACUGUCAGACAUGAGGACCUGCGACAUUGUGGUAGCCGAAAACCCAAGUCAUAUAUUUCCUGUUUCACAGACUCAAGUGGUGCCGAGGAGAGGCCUCGAGAAGGAAAGGGAGCUAUCUGGGAACCUUAACCCAGCACAUAAAGAAGAGGCCAUGACUAUAGACACGGAUUCCAGUGACAGUGAACUGAGCCUGAGCAGUGAGAAUGAGGAUGAGGACGAGUCGCUGUACAAACUGCCUUACCAGGCGCAUAGCUUGAGCCACAUGCUGGCCAAGGUUGUCCAUGGUAGGCCGUCAACUGAUGGAUUACCAGCCCUUCAGAGUGACUAUGAGCUAAAACCUUUGGCCCAGGAGCUGCAGCAAGAUAAGGAGGCUCAGUGUCUCGCCAAUGCCAUGCAAGGGUGCCUUGUGAGGAAAUGUCUUUUCAGGGACGGAAAAGGUGGCAUCUUUUUGUGUUCCCAGGGACAAGCCAGAGUGGAAGGGAGCAUCUUCAGGGACUUGACCUAUGCUGUGCGAUGCAUACAAAACAGUAAGAUCAUCAUGCUCAAGAAUGACAUUCACCACUGCAAGACCUCAGGGAUAUUUCUGCGUCUUGGUGCAGGUGGCUUGAUUGCAGACAAUAAUAUCCAUUCCAAUUGUGAAGCAGGAGUGGACAUUCGGAAGGGAGCUAACCCUUUAAUCCUGUGUAAUAGAAUCCACAGUGGCCUUCGCUCCGGUAUUGUUGCCCUUGGCAACGGAAAAGGCAUCAUCCGUAGCAAUCAAAUCUAUGGAAAUAAGGAGGCUGGCAUUUACAUUCUGUAUAAUGGCAAUCCUCUGGUAAGUGGGAACCAUAUAUUCCAGGGUCUCGCUGCUGGUAUAGCUGUGAAUGAGAAUGGAAGAGGCCAAAUCACAGAAAAUGUCAUCCGGGAGAACCAGUGGGGAGGUGCAGACAUCCGGCGUGGGGGAGAUCCCGUCCUCAGGAGUAACCUGAUCUGCUGUGGCUAUUCAGACGGAGUGGUUAUUGGAGAACGAGGAAAAGGACUUGUAGAAGGAAACACCAUUUAUGGCAAUAAGGGCUGUGGUGUCUGGAUAAUGUCAUCCAGCCUUCCCCAUGUUACCAACAACCAAAUAGGGCACAACAGCAUCUAUGGCAUCGCAGUCUUUUGCCGCAAGGACGAUGCUAACGAUUAUCUUGUCAACCAAGGAGGCAAUGAGAACUUCAAUGAGGAAGGUGAAGCAGCCAACUGGGAGAAUGAUCUGGAAAGUGAAGAUGAACGCUUGACUUCCCGGCGGCCCAUCAACAUGGCCCUUGUGGAGUCAAACAACAUCAACCAUAAUGGAGCCGCUGGCUUGUAUGUCAAAAGCAGCGAAGCUCUGAAUAUCAUUGGAAAUGCCAUCCACGCCAACCAUGACUACGGGGUUGCCGUGUUUCAAAGCUCGCAACUCACCCGAAUUGCAAAUAACAGCAUUUCUUGCAAUAGCCUCGGGGGAGUCCUGGUGGAAGCCGAGUGCCGGGUGGAACUCCGUGGCAAUGGGAUCUAUGACAACAGCAGCCAUGGCAUUAGCUGCAAGGGUGAUGGGGUCAUCACGGAGAAUGACGUCCUAGGGAACCAGGGAUGUGGCCUCCGACUCUUGCAGGCAGCCAACAUGAAGGUAACCAAGAACAGAAUCCACUCCUUCCGAGGUUACGGGAUUGAGAUGCUUGAUCAAACCAAGGCUUUAGUACAAGAUAAUUUGAUUUUUCAAGGGAAGAGCAAAAAGACUAUUUUACAGCAAGUGUCCAGUAUGGAAGAUUGUGUCGUUCAGAAUAAUAAGAUCCUUGCUUUCAGAAAAAAGUCUGAUGUUGCCUGGACCUUAGAGAACCCUCCAGCCAGGCCUCACGUAGAAGAAGCGUCUCGAGGGGUGUCAACAGCUGGAAGCAGCCAGAAAGGAUCAAACGUGACAGCCAGGAUAGCUGCUAGAGUAGAUGGGGGUUGUCACAACAAUGGUAGUAUCUUUUGCACUAUUCUGUGAUGGUUUGGAGAUUUGCCUCCAAUUUUCCUGAUUAUGUUCACUGCAACAUUGAACAAUCCACUUCUUUUUUUAGCUGACUGGCUAGCAUUGUGAGCACAUAAGAAUUAAUGGGAAUGUGACUGAACAAGGAACUGUAGCCAGCUACAAUCUUGUCCAGCUGACUAGGCCCUAUUGAGUGUUUUGAGAACUUACCUCAGCUUUCACAUCUGCAUCCUUGCACCAGGCCCAAGUUCAUUCCUUAGAAGGUGGUAUUUUUGCAGCAUCAAAAGAUAUGCUCGCUUCUUAUACCCGCUUAUCCCUUUCCUUUGUUGACCUGAGUAUUCAGAAUUACGUCUAAGGGAGAGGAUUGGUCUAAUAACUGUGGCAUUUACCCACAUGCCUAAUAACAAAGGCAUUAACUUUGCAUUUUCGCCUCAUACGGAUUUUCAAAAGGAGUAGUUGCAAAGGAAGGGGAGAGCGAGUCUGUUUUCUGUGUGAGUUAUUAAAUUCCCAGAUAUUUUUUUUACCUUCCUUUCUUCUGUUUCAGUUAGUGCAAUUCAAUGUGGCUCAAAGUAGGAGUGAUGUGCAAGCAAUAUUAUCAGAAGGAAUUGUAUCCAUUCUUAACAAAUACACCACUUUUGUCAACAAAAAAAGAUACCCCCGACACAC
This is a messenger RNA of Notechis scutatus (mainland tiger snake), 3549 nucleotides long. RefSeq names its product F-box protein 10 (gene FBXO10). The record is from RefSeq and is a predicted model, not a curated record. Gene Ontology annotation, biological process: ubiquitin-dependent protein catabolic process; regulation of apoptotic process. NCBI's taxonomy places the organism in Eukaryota, Metazoa, Chordata, Lepidosauria, Squamata, Elapidae. Gene Ontology annotation, molecular function: protein binding.